This is a messenger RNA of Anoplopoma fimbria (sablefish), 1860 nucleotides long. RefSeq names its product regulator of chromosome condensation (RCC1) and BTB (POZ) domain containing protein 1 (gene rcbtb1). The transcript is spliced from 13 exons. Lineage: Eukaryota; Metazoa; Chordata; Actinopteri; Perciformes; Anoplopomatidae. Gene Ontology annotation, molecular function: protein binding. The record is from RefSeq and is a predicted model, not a curated record. Bases 255 to 1850 code for a protein of 531 amino acids.
AGUCGCUCCAGUCAACACAACCACAACAGCUCUGGAGAAGCAGCUUCUCUGUUGACACCACCGGGGAGACGGUUUCUAUUUGUGUCAGCAGGGAUGGUUCUGAUCCUUGCUCCCCACCUCCUCAAGCAUCACCUCCUCCUCCUCCUCCUCCUCCUCCCCCUCGCGUUCUCCCCCCUCCCUGUCCUCCCUCCUCUCCCACAUCAGCCCUGACUGCUCCUCCCCAUCAACAAGGGAGGCUGAGUUUAGCGGGAGCCAUGGUGGACGUCAGUAAGUGGCCCCUGUUUUCUCUUCUGAGCUCCGAGGAGCUAGCCACGGUCCGACAGGCCUGUGUCUUUGGAAACUCUGCCAAUGAGGCCAUCUACAUCACACAUGCCAACGAGGUUUUUGUGGUUGGGUUGAACAGCAGUAGCUGCCUUGGUACAGGAGACAGUCUGAGCACCAUUGUGCCAAAGAAACUGGACUUCCUGCGGGGGAAGAAGGUCGCCAACAUGAGCUAUGGAAGUGGGCCUCAUGUCCUGUUGGCUACAGAGGAUGGGCAGCUGUUUGCCUGGGGGCACAACGGCUACAGCCAGCUGGGGAAUGGGACUACCAACCAGGGAGUGUCCCCGCUGCUGGUCACCGCCAACCCACAGAACAAGAAAGUGAAAGAGGUGGCGUGCGGCUCGCAUCACUCCAUGGCCCUCACUCAGGAUGGAGAGGUCUUUGCAUGGGGUUACAACAACUGUGGCCAGAUCGGCUCGGGCUCCACAGCCAACCAGCCCCACCCGAGGAAGGUCACCGGCUGCCUGCAGGGCAAGGCUGCGGUUGGCAUCACGUGUGGACAGACCUCCUCCAUGGCUCUGAUCGACAACGGAGAGGUUUAUGGCUGGGGCUAUAACGGAAAUGGACAGCUGGGUAUUGGAAACAAUGGAAACCAGCUGACGCCGUGCCGCCUCACUGCUCUCCAAGGGCUGUGUAUGCAACAGGUUGUAUCAGGCUACAGCCACUGCCUGGCUGUGACUGAUGAAGGGCUGCUGUACGCCUGGGGGGCCAACACCUACGGUCAACUGGGGACCGGAAACAAGAGCAACCACCUCAGCCCCGUGCAGAUCAUGGGGGACAAAGAGAGGAUUGUCGAGGUCGCAGCUUGCCAUUCAACUCACAUUUCAGCAGCCAAGACCCAAAGCGGUCAGGUGUAUAUGUGGGGUCAGUGUCGGGGUCAGUCCAUCGUCAUGCCACACCUCACACACUUCACCACCACCGACGACGUCUUCGCCUGCUUCGCCACACCCUCCGUCAUGUGGAGGCUCAUGUCUAUGGAGCAUGACGACUUCAUGACUGUCGCAGAGGCCAUGAAGAAAGAGUUUGACAGUCCGGAAACGUCCGACCUCAAGUUCAGCGUCGAAGGCAAAUGCAUUCACGUCCACAAAGCUGUGCUGAAGAUCAGGUGUGAGCAUUUCCGGUCCAUGUUCCGCUCCCAGUGGACGGAGGAUCAGCAGGAUGUGAUAGAGAUCGGACAGUUCUCUUACCCCGUCUACAGAUCCUUCCUGCAGUUCCUCUACACGGACACCGUGGACCUCCCGCCUGAGGACGCCAUCGGCCUGUUGGACCUGGCCACCUCUUACUGUGAGAACCGCCUGAAACGACUGUGUCAGCAGAUCAUCAAGAGAGGGAUCACGGUCGAGAACGCCUUCACCUUGCUGUCUGCCGCCAUACGAUACGACGCCGAGGACCUGGAAGUGUUCUGCUUUCGGUUUUGCGUAAACCAUCUCACUCAGGUGACUCAGACUGGAGCCUUCUGGCAGGUGGACGGAGCGAUGCUCAAAGAGUUUGUCAGCAAAGCAGGCCGCUGCGGGGCCUUCAAGAACUGAGCGCUACUCU